Messenger RNA from Uncinocarpus reesii 1704, 1389 nucleotides. RefSeq lists its product as uncharacterized. Bases 1 to 1389 code for a protein of 462 amino acids. Gene Ontology annotation, biological process: rRNA processing; ribosomal large subunit assembly. Gene Ontology annotation, molecular function: nucleic acid binding; exonuclease activity. Gene Ontology annotation, cellular component: nucleus. The record is from RefSeq and is a predicted model, not a curated record. The transcript is spliced from 3 exons. NCBI's taxonomy places the organism in Eukaryota, Fungi, Ascomycota, Eurotiomycetes, Onygenales, Onygenaceae.
AUGGCAGAUGAUCCAAAACCAAAAAGACGUCGCCGCUCCCGGAGAGGCAGCGCAGUCAAAACGCAGGGCACAUCCCAAGCCUCACCCAAGAAAAAUGUCCAAUGUCCCGAUUGUUCAAAAAGGUUUGUUAACAUUCAGUCUCUGAAGCAACAUCGGGCCGAAAAACACUCGGAGAUGAACCGUAGUGAAGCUAUUGUGGGCAAUUAUGCCGGUAGAGCCGAAGGGGUCAAACAUCCGCGCGAUAUAACCGCUGAAGCUGGGGCAAUAUUCGAGGCUCGGACCAUAAUAUCCGCCGAUGAGCACGCCGGACUUCUGGCUUUGCUUGAGCAACAGUGUCAUUCAUUGGAUGAGCUCCCUAAAAUGUAUCGAUUGAAACAGUACAGCGAGGAGGAGAUCGAUGGUGUUAGCGUCUGCAAGAGAUGCCAUGGAAUGAAACGAGACAUUGAGGGAAGAAAAAGUUGUACUUACCACACUGAGAAACCUAAGCCGAUGCCUGCUGGAACGAGCCAGAAAAAACCCGUCUACAAAUGUUGCAACACCAACAGCAAAGGAUGCGUAAAUGUUCCUACUCACGAGUACAUGCUCCCCAGUAAAGGUCUUGCCUCUCGACUCCGCAAAUGUCAGCUCACCCCGCUAGACCAAAGCUCCACUGCCCCCAAGCGCGCCGCUAUCGCGCUUGAUUGUGAAAUGGUCGGUACUGUCGCGGGAGAUUAUCCAGUCAGCCUUAGCGCUGUCGACUAUUUAACUGGUGAAGUUAUUCUCAACCGCCUUGUACGCCCGUUGGUAAAAGUAACGGACUGGCGUGUGCGCAUCACGGGAGUGACCGAGAAAACAAUCGCGCAAGACAGAGCAGCACUGGAAGGAUGGGAAGCUGCCCGAGCCGAACUAUGGGCUUUUAUGAACCCACAAACUAUCCUCAUUGGACAUUCUCUAGCCAAUGAUUUGAAAGUCCUGGGGAUGGUGCACACUCGAAUUGUUGACUCGGAGAUUCUCACAAAAAAGGCAGUCGGUCCGACGUGCAAGCGGGUCUGGGGUUUGAAGACGCUCUGCGAAACAUUCCUGGGAAUCCGCAUCCAGGCCGGUAAAAAAGGACAUAGCAGUUUGGAAGAUGCACUUGCUACCCGUGAAAUCGUCCUAUGGUGUACCAAGAAUCCGGAACAUCUUGCUACUUGGGCGGAACAGAAAAGGGUACAGCUUGCGGAAGAGCGUGCGCUUAUCGAACUAGCGAAGAACGAAUUGAAGCAAAAGAAAAUGGAAGACGGACAAAAGGAGGGGCGGGCACUUCCAAUUUUGACACGGCGGUCUGAAGUGUUAGGGAAGAGGAAAGCAGAGACCCUGAUAAUUGAAAUCAGCGAGUCUGAGGAUACCGCCGACGAUCUUGAUUUUUAG